Purpureocillium takamizusanense is the source of this 461-nucleotide messenger RNA. RefSeq lists its product as uncharacterized. Lineage: Eukaryota; Fungi; Ascomycota; Sordariomycetes; Hypocreales; Ophiocordycipitaceae. Bases 23 to 334 code for a protein of 103 amino acids. The transcript has a single exon. The record is from RefSeq and is a predicted model, not a curated record.
CGCACGUACUGCAAAGUAUGGGAUGCGAGGUGGGAUGGGAUGGGAGGGGGGGCGCAUUGCAGAUGGGAACAAGGCACAAUCUACAGUGUACAACACGACUCCGCAUUCGGGCGUGCAUAUCGGUGAGUUGGGAAAUGCGCGCCAGCGUAGAUGCGCGCGCGGCACGAGGUGGCAUCAGCAGGAUGGCCUGCAUAUGAGAGAGCGGUGCGGUGCGUGGUGGCAGACAGGGAGGAGGAGGAGGAGUCUGGUGUGUGCGUGCGCCCGUCAAUGGAUGGUCCUUCUGUAUUACGACGCGUCUGGACUGGCGCGGGCGCGGCGGGCUCUGCAGCAGUAGCAGCAGCAGUUGCGGUCAAGAGAAAACGGGGAAGGGCUAGUGAGCUGAUGGUGGUGGUGGUGGUUAUUAAUGGAGGUUGUGGUGGUAGUAAUUGCACGCAUGGCGAGACGCCGAGUCUAGACUAAAG